Molecule: messenger RNA, 545 nt
Organism: Melitaea cinxia (Glanville fritillary)
Lineage: Eukaryota; Metazoa; Arthropoda; Insecta; Lepidoptera; Nymphalidae
Gene: CSP1
Product: allergen Tha p 1-like
Exons: 2
Coding region: 132-503 (123 amino acids)
Source: RefSeq, a predicted model, not a curated record
AACUAGGGUAUUUAAAAGAUGAAAAUGUAUCGAUUGGUAUUAUUGCCAAUUACAUUUGCAGAUACAUCUGGUAUAGCUAUUAUUAUUAUAUUAUUAUUUACAUUUACUGACUUUGACGACGAAUCAGCAAUAUGAAGUAUUUUGUAAUUAUCUUUGGUUUAACAUUCUUAAGUUUGACAUUAGCUGAACAAUACACGGAUAGAUACGAUGAUCUUGACGUAAACGAGAUCUUAGCAAACAAAAGGUUAUUGUCAACUUAUAUUAAAUGUGUAUUGGACAAGGGUCGCUGUACACCUGAAGGGAAGGAAAUCAAGUUGCAUAUAAAAGACGCUAUGCAAACUGGAUGUAAGAAAUGUACUGAAACCCAAAAAGUAAAAGCUCGUCAAGUUGUCGGACACAUUCGAGAACACGAGAAGACUUACUGGGAAGAUAUGAAGAAGAAAUAUGACCCCGGCGAUAAAUUCAAAGAAAUUUACGAGGCUUUUCUUAAUGCUGAGAACUAAAAACUUUGGUAUUGAUCAACAACUAAGACUUUAAUAAUAUAU